AGAGCUGCACUAACAGUCAGGAGGAAACUGCUCGGGACAACAAGCGGCUAGCAUCACAGUUCUCAAUGAAGCAGUUCAAUGUUGAGGACGGGACGUUAACGAAACUCGUAGAGUGAUUCCUACUCCAGUGAGGACGCUAGAAACUAAAAGGUCAAACGUUUCUUUGAGUGCGGCGAGGAUGUCUGUCCCAGCAGGAGAGGGAUGAAAAUGACACAACUGUUGUGGCGAAGUGUGUCAGUGUGGCUAUGUAUAGCUGUACUCUUUUGGGAUCUUAGUUACUAUGUUGGAUCUACUGAGCUGCAGCCAGAUGCUCAGAAGCAAUGGUCCCUUGAGGAAAUCAAAAACCAGCAGUCGGGAGAUGAGAACCCAGAUGAGAAGAAGGACGAUAAGCUUAUUCUACCUCCACCGGACCUAUCAGAGGACGGGAAACCGGCUGGAGAUUAUCGCCAUAACAAAGAACAGUUGACACAAGGCGUGGAAUAUAAGCAGGUCCUUGAAUCAGAUCUGCCUGCUGCAGCGGCAGAGCUGAAGGAAGAAGAAAGAAAUCCGCAACCCGAGAAAAGCUCCGAACAUCAACAUGCAGAAGCAUCUGUAUCUCAAGAGCUGGACUCUGAAGCGCCUCAACCUUCCACAGACUCGCUCUCCGCUAUUUCUGCUCCAUAUAAAGACGACCCCAGUGUGAACAAUGUUGUAGAGGAUGUCACAAACAGAGAUGGAUCUGAAGCAGCUGCUCCUGAAGCUAUUGAAUUCGACGAGCCUCCAGGUGACUGUGAAGAAGAUGAUAACCCAUAUGAUGAGGACAGCAACCCUCCAAUAGUGCUUGAGAACACUUCCAAUGCUCACACCACAGGCACCAUAACCGAAGUCUCCCCCCCUAUGAGCCCCCCGGCUGUUCACAGCAGCAAGCAUCCGGAAGCCAACGCAUCACACACACAGAAAGAGCAGGACUUGAGCUCUCCCGUUAGCGGAGACACCGAUUCCACAGUGAGCAGCAAAGACCCCGAGGACAUCCCCACUUUUGAUGAGUGGAAACGGAAGAUGAUGGAAGUGGAGAAAGAGAAGACUCUGUCCACACACACCUCUAACAAUGGAGGGUCUCAUACAGUGAAGAAAGUCCAGAAAAACUUUAAUAACUACGCCUCAGUGGAGUGUGGAGCCAAGAUACUUGGUGCUAACCCAGAAGCUAAGAGCACCUCGGCUAUAUUGAAGGAGAAUAUGGAUUUGUAUAUGUUAAAUCCUUGCAGCAAUAAAAUCUGGUUCAUUAUCGAGCUCUGUGAGCCCAUCCAGUUGAAGCAGUUGGACAUUGCUAAUUUUGAGCUGUUCUCCUCCACUCCUAAAGACUUUCUUGUCUCCAUCAGUGAUAGAUACCCAACAAACAAGUGGUUAAAGCUGGGAACCUUUCAUGCCAGGGAUGAACGCACAGUUCAGAGCUUCCCAUUGGAUGAGCAUCUUUAUGCUAAAUAUGUGAAGAUGUUCACCAAGUACAUAAAGGUCGAGCUGGUCUCUCACUUUGGCUCUGAACACUUCUGUCCUCUCAGUCUCAUAAGGGUGUUUGGAACGAGUAUGGUGGAAGAGUAUGAGGAGGCUGAUCCUUCAGAGAGAACCGACGAUCAGGAUGACGAUCCAGAUUAUCCUGCUGGAAGCGCACCUGGAGAAGACAAGUCUAAGAAUCUAAUUGGAUCAGCCAAAGAUGCUAUUUUCAACAUGGUGAAAGAUAUUGCUGUCGUUCUUGGGGCUAAUCAAGAGAUUCCAGGAAACCUUUCCUCUCAAGAUGUGAACAUAACUGAAUCACUGCAACCUGCUGAAACCACUGCCAAAGAUAUGACCACUAACCUUUCCUCAGUUCCAGAUGCUGAAGACCAGCAGGGUUUACAGGCCUCUGCAGUUCCUCCCACUGAGACGCCUGCUCCGGACACAUCAACUACUGAUAACUGUGAAGAAAAGCCGCCCCCAGAGGAGGAGAAAAUUGUUAUUCGAUUGGAGAAGGAUGAAGAAGAGCCGAUCAGCCCUACAAUUAUCCUCCUGGAAAAGGAGGAGGAGCUGGAAGAUGAGAAAGACAGAAAGGAUGACCAGAGGUGGCAUAAAGGCCACCUAGAGCUCUGUUCUCCGUGUUGUUCCUCUUGUUCUUGUGUGGCUUCAUUUCAGGAGUUUGUCCAGCUGCAGUGUUCCGCCUCUCUGUCCAAAAAGAGGAAUUGCCAAAUGGUGGACAUAGCUCAGAAAACUCCCCCAAUACAAACACCCUCCUGGCCCCUGCCUCCCCCCACUUCCCUAGAGCCUCACCCCCAUGAGGAUAAGGCAGAUGGAUCCAUUGAAAAAGAGCCAGCCUCAGAGCAGCAGCCAGAUAGAGACACAAUGGAUGCAGAAGCAGCACCACCUUCAGGGAACACAGAGGGAUCUGUGUCUGAGCCCGACAUUCUGGAGCCCAGUCAGACCCCACACCUCCCCAAACCCAGCGCCACGGAGUCAUCUCCUGCCAAACCCACCCCAGUCAUAGAAACACCAGAGUUAUCCUCUGUGGAAGCAAUGCGAGAUUCGGGGCCAGAGGAGAGCCAGGAUGUGUCAACUGAGGGGAAUAUUUUGGAGCCCUCUUCCUCUCUCAGCACCUCUGAGGAGGUGAAGCCCAGCAUCAGCAUCUCAGAGGAAAAGCCCAACAUCGAUCCCUCACAGGCUGAAGUCAAUGCUUCUAUCCCAAUCGUGGAUGAGGCCGAUCAGGCUCCAGUUUUCCCAUCCACCUCCUCCACGAAUCAGCUGGAGUCACCUUCUGGGACUGAAGGUGUCCCGACCUCGUCUGAGGUUCCCCCCACAGCUACAGAUGCCCCCACAGAAGCCGAUCCUGCCAGUACCGUCGCAGAGACUAAAACGGAGGAUCUCACAGAGGAAUUCCCACUGCCAUCAGGAGGCAGCGAUCCGAUGUUCCGUCCUUCUCUUCCAACUAAUGCUUCCCCUACCUCAACAUCUCUCUUAGACAUUUAUGCAGAACCCUUUAAUGGUACAGAGCAGAAUGGAAACCAGGUGCAUGGUUCCAGCCAGAAGGAGUCGGUGUUCAUGAGACUGAACAAUCGAAUCAAGGCCCUGGAGGUGAACAUGUCCCUCAGCGGGCGAUACUUGGAGCAGCUUAGCCAAAGGUACCGAAAGCAAAUGGAGGAAAUGCAGAGAGCUUUUAACAAAACAAUCAUCAAACUCCAGAACACUUCUAGAAUAGCAGAGGAGCAGGACCUUCGUCAGACUGAAUCCAUUCAGAUGCUGCAGGGUCAGCUGGAGAACGUGACUCAGCUGGUUCUCAACCUUUCUGUCCAAGUCAGCCAGCUGCAGAGUGAGGUCUCAGACCGGCAGUAUUACCUGCUGCUCUCUCUCGUGUUGUGCUUGUGUCUCGGCGCUUUGCUGUGCGUCAACCACUUCUGCAUCGCUCUGCCUACGAACACGGAUCCAGAACCACCUGAUGCCAAGAGCCCUUCCUACUGCUUACCUGAAAGGCAGUUUUCUUCCUGCAAUGUGACGGGCUUGAAAAAGAGCGCAUCCUAUCCGAUCAUAAACCCUGAGGCCUUUCAGCUGCCCACAACUGAAGAAAUGCUCCAUGCUGAUAAGAACCACAGCCUUUGUCAAGCAAACAGAAAGAGGAGACGUCGCAGGUUAAAACCUCCGGACCAAGUGGAGACGCUUAAACCCUGCUUUCAUUCUGCUCCUGAACUGUGUAACGGAGCUCUUAGAACCAACAACGGGCCCGUCCCCUCAAACACCGCACCUCUAGUAAAGCAGUUACUCCAACCUACGUUUAGAGACUCGCCGUCAGAGGGAAGCUCUGAAGGAUCCUCUCAUUCUGACGACCCAUUUUUCUGUGGCAUCACAGCGGCCUGCUCCAGAAUGUGCGACGUGCUUCCUCCAGUUAAAACCCGCGCGGAGAAACGGGCCGUAAGACGCAGGCGUCUGAAGCCCAGCUGCGCUGUGGUGGACUUGCUUCACGUUCCUCGCAGGGACAAGAGUGAUCCGGUUACUUUACAGGACAUCAUGAGCAGGAAAACGGAGCACAACUCUGGUCCGUUGGUUCCAAUCCCGGGUCCUGUCUGACUCCAAAAGAGAUUAAAGCUCCUUUUGAAUCUGAACUCUAAGGUGGUUUAGUUUCAGUCGCCCACGGCAGCUCCAACCUUCAUCAGAGAUGAUGUUCUGUUCAUAUCCUGUGCUCUGCCUCUGUCAGUUUCUAUUUAAAUCCUCCUCCCAGCUCUGCAUUAAAGCAUUUUUUCUUUUAUGAAAA
Molecule: messenger RNA, 4249 nt
Organism: Cyprinodon tularosa
Lineage: Eukaryota; Metazoa; Chordata; Actinopteri; Cyprinodontiformes; Cyprinodontidae
Product: SUN domain-containing ossification factor-like
Exons: 24
Coding region: 202-4065 (1287 amino acids)
Biological process (GO): protein folding in endoplasmic reticulum; regulation of bone remodeling
Cellular component (GO): cytoplasm; membrane
Source: RefSeq, a predicted model, not a curated record